AUGGACCUCCCCACUAUCAAUAGUACGACAAGUAUUUCCGAUAAUGUGGAUUUAAAAAACUACUAUGAGGACUUACUAUUCAAGAAUAACAGUGGAAAAUCGUUAUCAGAUUUACCCCGUAAAUUAAAUGAUAACUCUGAUAACACAAGAAAUGAUGUUGUCGAUCCGCUUGCUGGCUUGAAUAGUUUAAGAAACUCAAUAAAAAGUACAGGAAGUGGUAUGGAAAACAGAAGGACUUUUGAUGAUAUUGACUUCAUGAAUAGGUUUCCGUAUCCACCACCAGUACCACAGCAACAACAGCAACAACAGCAACAAUUUUCGCACCAAAAUGGAUUCAUUCAAGAGCAACCUUCUAAUAAUUUAACUUCCUUUCAAAUGUCAUCUUCUAAUUCAGAGCCAAUGUCUACGCAGUCUGCUUCGAUCAAUAACAAUAAUUCGAAUUUCACUCAAAUGGCCACUUAUCAAGCUCAACAACGGUUGUUUCCACAAUUCAAUCCGAAUUUAUUUCAAACAAGUGGAAAUGAAAUAAUGGAAAAUCGAAGGGGUUUGGACUAUAUGCCUUUAGUGAAUAAAACGAACAUAGGCUUUGAUUCAAUCAAUGGUAAUAAUUUUGCUGCUUCAUCCCAUAGUGCUGGCAAUCCAUCCAAUAUUAGCAGCCAACAGCAAUUUCCAACACAUUGGCAACAAUCAUCUCAUCCUGAAGCUACUAUCAGGAGAUCCUCUUAUAUAUCAGAUACGCUAAUCAAUCAUCAAAUGCCUGGAGUUCAGCAGAAGCAAGCGUCACAACUGCAGCAGCAACAGUCUCAAGGUUUCAAUUUUUUCAACAGCAGAUUCAACUACGAUAACUUGAAUUCAAGUCAUUUGGCCAUGAAUGGUGGGACCGAUUUUGGAAAUGGUGUACAAUCUCCGCAUUCAUAUAAUAAUGACGCUAAUAAUAGCAAUAUCAGCAAUAGCAGCAAUAUUAAUAGUCAAAAUGUGGCUCCAAUCCAACAGUUUCGCCGAAACACACAACCAGUGGCAAGCUUCAAUCCGAACCCCUCCACCUUUCAACAACAAUCAAGGAACGCUAAUACAGCCAAUAUUUUCAACAGUGAACGUAUUGAAGAUGUUCACCUUGCUGAGCUGCAAAGAAGCAGCUCUGUCCCCUCUUCUACAAAUUCACAUAACCCUCACAACAAAGACUCCAAUGAAGAAAGUGUAGCAUUGGACAAUGGUUUAGUCUUAAUUCAGGGGAAACACUUGACUUCAUCCAAGACCUUACAUGACUUAUAUCAGGAUUGUGGUAGCGGUUAUUUUGCUAGCUCCGCAGUUUUUGAGUUUACAGAUAAUAUUAAGAAAAUGAUGAAGUUGCACGACUCUAACGAAAGUUAUGAUGGUAAAAAUAUGAGUUUAAUAGAUGAAGAAGGUAACACGUAUCAAUCCUUAUUGAAUUUUUUGGGUGUUUUGCGAAGCUGUAACUUGAAUUACAUUAAUGAUCCAGAUUCGAAUAACGGGAUUAUUUCCAAUAAUGGAAACAACAAGAAUAGAAGAAAGGGGUCUUUUACAACAGAUUCCUCAUCUAGAAAUAACAAUAACUCUUUUCUAGCUUAUACACCAUUAGUAUUGGUCGCGUUGAAAAAUGGGAAACUAGAAUUACUAUCCACACCGCAAGCUACCAAUUUGUUAAUGAAAAGAGGUGACUUGGUUAUUAUUGAUGGUGAUCGUGGAAGGGACUUAGUAUUGGUUGUUGAACCGUGUGUCGAUCUGAAUUUGGCGUUAUUUAUUAAUUUUCUGAAAAAGAAAAUUCACUUUGAUUCUUUGAUUACAAGUGAACCGCAGCACUAUCCAAAUGAAGAAUUUAUUCAAAUGUUGAUCGAGUCAAAAAAAGGCCAAAAAAAAAAAUUAAACCCCAAAUUGUAUGAUGUUGUUGAGCUAACUGAAUUGAUCAUACCAUCUAAGCAAGUUUUAAGGUUUGCUACACCAUGGGAAGUAACAACGAAUUUACACAAUAAAUUCGAGGAUGAAUUAAAGGCUUUACAUAUUGCUCAAAGUAAAUUAAAAGCUUUGAAUGAUAAUUCACGAUCCCAUAAUACAAAUGAUGGUUCUUCUAAUCAUUUUUCAGGUACUGCAAAUUAUUCUAAACCCGAAUUGAAUAUUAAGAUUCUAAACGCGGAAUUCCAAUUUGAUAGAAAGAAAUUAACAUUUUACUAUGUUUGCGAGGAGAGAAAUGACUUUAGAGAUUUGAUAAAGGAGUUGUUCAAAUAUUAUAAAACUAGGAUUUGGUUGUGUGCCAUACCAAAUAACUUGUCUAUUGAUUCUAAGUACUAUGACAAUCAACAAAAAGAACUGAAAUUAUAUCAAGAAAUAGUAAAGAAUUACAAUACUGAAGAUUUGGUUAACGUUAAUGAGUUUUCACAAAACAGAACAAAUAAUAAGAUUAACUUUGCACCUCCUCUAAACGAAAUUGAACUCGACAACUUUCAGAUUGCUGUUUACAAGGAAUUAGUCCAUGAAUUAUUCCAUUAA
Molecule: messenger RNA, 2505 nt
Organism: Saccharomyces mikatae IFO 1815
Lineage: Eukaryota; Fungi; Ascomycota; Saccharomycetes; Saccharomycetales; Saccharomycetaceae
Gene: PSP1
Product: Psp1p
Exons: 1
Coding region: 1-2505 (834 amino acids)
Cellular component (GO): cytoplasm
Source: RefSeq, a predicted model, not a curated record